CGUCCGUCCUCCGGGAACGCACGAACGCGCUGAUCUGCAAGCUCGUUAUUGUUGCGGGCAAUGGAGAACCUACAAGGAGGAGACGACGAGCCGCACGCGCUCCCCGGCUUCCCCUACUUCUCCAUGCCGUCGCCGCCCGCAGUGCUUGAUGCGCCGCCAAGCCUAUCGCCGGAUGACAACCAGCACGGUGCCCUCGCCGCACUCCAGCAGGCGUCGGCGGCGGCGUGCAACAGCCUGCAGCUUCCUCCCCUGGGCCCUGAUCAGCUGGCGACGGUGGCGCCGACGAUGAUUCUCCCGCCGAUGGUGGACUGGCCGUCGCUGCUCCAGCAGGCCGGCCUGAUGGUGGGCUCCCCGCCCGUGCCGGGGCUGCACCUGCACCAGCAAGCGGCGGCGGCCGCGCAGCAGUUGGACCAGAGCGGGGAGAACGACUGCGGCGAGGCCGCGGCGGGGAGCAGCGGUGGUACUGGUAAUAAGGAGAAGGCGAGGAUCAGCGGCGCGGGGAGGUCGUCGUCGUCGGGGAAGAAGAAGGUGAGCAGGCCGCGGUUCGCGUUCCAGACGCGGAGCGCCAACGACAUCCUGGACGACGGCUACCGGUGGAGGAAGUACGGGCAGAAGGCCGUCAAGAACAGCGCCCACCCCAGGGUUGCUGGACUAGCAAAGGAGUUCAUUGGGCGCAAGGCGGGAGGGAUGACGCCGGCCACCAAUAAGAGCAAGCGAUGGAUCGCCAUUGGGUCGCUACAAGGGCGGGAAAGCUCUAAAAUGGAAAGAUUAGUGUGACUGCAGACGAUGGUGGGAAUACACCUGAUGGCGGGAACACCAUCGCCGGGGAUAAGAGGAAGUAAUAAUAAGCGGUAUGAGGUUGAAGAAGCAUGCGCUACCGUUAGAUCGAAAUUGAAUAGUCGUGAUGGUUGACAGAGAUGAAAGAAAAAGAGGAAAAAAAAAACAAGGGCGUGUGAGGUAGCAACUCCAUGCAUGUAACAUGAUCAUUUCCACGAUACAGAUGAGCGAAUGACCGAGGUCAUCUAUAUAUAUAUAUAUUAUCAUUAGUUACGACGAGAUGAUCAUGAGUCGAAACACGUUAUCUACAUAGUAAUAUUACAGAGUGAUUGCACAUAUAUGAACAUAUAAUCACGCAUGCUUUUUGAAAAAAAAGAAUGCAUAUAUGCAUGCUGCAUCCACUCAUGCAGGAUACUCCUAGCUCGCAUCACUAUCGAAAUGUCGAUCAUGCAUGCAUGCUGGCAUGUGCUCGUGAACUCGAUGAUAGCAAUACUUGCACACAUCUCCUGCAAACAAUAUAUAAUUAACUUUUUUUUGCGAAACCUAAUAAUUAACUUGGUCGAUAUACUAAUAAUUACCGCCUCCCUGUUGGGAAACGCUGCCGACUAAACAUGCAGGAGCUACUACCGGUGCACCCACCACACGUGCAAUGUGAAGAAGCAGGUGCAGCGCCUGGCCAAGGACACGAGCAUCGUGGUCACCACGUACGAGGGCGUCCACAACCACCCCUGCGAGAAGCUCAUGGAGGCGCUCAGCCCCAUCCUCAAGCAGCUCCAGUUCCUCUCGCAGUUCUAAUCGAUGCUAGCUUAGCUCUGGCCAUGCCUUAUGAUGCACAAGCGGCCUCCAAAAAGGGCAAAAGCAAACAAUAUAAUAUGUAUAGCUCACAAAAAUACACACAUUGUAUAUUGUAGUACUGCGCGCAUGCAAGAGUAGAUGUGUAAUUAAGUAAGCCAACCGUGGAAGGGGGAAGAAAAGGAGAAAAAUGUGCCUACCUCUCCCCAGUACCGCUGAUCACAUAUAUGAUAUAUACAUGUUUAGAGAGAAACUGAUCGCAUGUACAUGUAACCCUUUGUGUGUAUCAGUGUAAAUAUGCACAUCCUGUAUAUCAAAUUUCACAAAUAUGUAUGCUGAUGGACAAAAGUAAUACAAAGCCAUUUUCAUUUCAAAUA
Molecule: messenger RNA, 1946 nt
Organism: Panicum hallii
Lineage: Eukaryota; Viridiplantae; Streptophyta; Magnoliopsida; Poales; Poaceae
Product: WRKY transcription factor 23-like
Exons: 2
Coding region: 61-777 (238 amino acids)
Biological process (GO): regulation of DNA-templated transcription
Molecular function (GO): DNA-binding transcription factor activity; sequence-specific DNA binding
Source: RefSeq, a predicted model, not a curated record